Diabrotica balteata is the source of this 1074-nucleotide messenger RNA. Lineage: Eukaryota; Metazoa; Arthropoda; Insecta; Coleoptera; Chrysomelidae. The record is from the annotation of a GenBank genome assembly.
AUGAAUUUUGUCUGAUUAGGACCAAAUUAGAAAGCGACUAAAAAUGGCAACGGAAUGGAAGAAAGUUGGAAAUGUAAAGAAGCUAUGUAUUUAUCCAUUUAAAAGCGCUAAGAGAAUCGAAGUGCAAGAGGCAGAAUGUACUAAGCAGGGUUUCCGGGAGGUGGAAAAAGGCCGUCGAACGUUUCUAUUGAGAGACAGAACAUUUGUGGUGUAUGAACAGAACUAUCUCGAAUAUAGAUCUGCUAAACAUUUUCCCAAGCUGGUGUUACUUGAAGUUAAAUCCCAUGAUACCAACAGCAUUGCUUUACAUGCUCCAGGAAUGGAAACUUUAAUUCUACCUAUACCAACAGGAAAGGAAGUACAUAUUAAACAACUUGGAGAAACGAUACCUUUAAUUGAUUGUGGAGAUAAAGCGAGUACCUGGAUAUCCACAUACUUGCAAGGCGACAAACCUGGUUUGCGCAUUGGCUAUAAUAAUGGAACUAACAAAAGAAGCACAGAUAUACAUCAAAAACAAAUUGACUAUUACAAUCGUGGUAUGACGUCAGAUUCUAUGGGUCUAAGUUCAAACAUAUGUGCUGUUAUGCUUAACAACGCUGCAUCCAUAAGAGAUUUUCAAAAGAAAUCUGGUAUUUCUGAGAUAAAUGAGAAUAAUUUUAGACCAAAUAUUCUUGUAGACGACGAUAAUUUAGAGCCAUUUGUAGAAGAUCAGUGGGAGUAUUUAAAAAUCGGAGAUGUUAUAUUUAAAAAUGUUUUGGAAUGUAUACGAUGCCUAAUGACCACUGUGGAUAUGGACAAAGGAGUUCGGAGAAGUGAUAGAGAGCCCUUAAGAACAUUGGGAACGUAUCGUGUAAGCAAGGGACCAAAGAAAGAUCCUCUUAUGGGUAUUUACUUGGAAGUAAUUCAAACUGGCAAAGUUACUCUCGAUGACGAUGUUUACGUAGGAAAUUAUUAAUUAAGUGACUUUUAUCUAUUUUAUAUGUAUUUUAAAAACAAUUCGGUAAUGUUCAUUGUGCGACGUAUAUAAAUGUAAAUGUUUAAUUUUAGCAAAAUAUAUACCUGCAUUGUUUUAAA